AUGAGCUCUCGGACCAUCUUGAUCAUCAUGGGAAUAUUGAUAUUGGUCGUCCAGGCCGGCGACCAAUUCGCGGAAGCACCAUUGACCAGAAUCUACGAGUCAAUCUACUGCUACCAAUACUGGGAGCAAGAAGAUCCAACUAAGAUUCUGAUGUCUCGAUCAGCUGUGGGACCGGGUGCACUUGGUGGUGUUGAAGAACGGUGGUGUAAGGUAGCUGAAGUGCAAGGCAAGCUUGCCAUGCUGAAGGGCACUCAACAGUUUCUAGAUUGCAUACCUAGUCUUCUCCUAUCUAUACCAGUCGGUAUUCUAGCGGACCGCUGGGGUCGGAAGCCAAUAUUGGUGGCCGGUCUUUGCGCUUUCCCCCUUAGACUAGGAUGGCAGAUGAUUAUUUCUUGGUUCUGGCAGAGCUUCAGUUUACGGGUCACAUGGUUCUCAGCAUUACAUGCUCUAAUAUUUGGAGGCUCGCCAGUUCUGUCAGCUCUGUUUUUUGUCAUCAUCUCAGACAUCACCGAUCAGGAAACAAGAUCUGCCAUCCUCUUGCGUAUCUUCGCCGCGAAUAUGAGCGGUAAUCUUCUGUGUCCGCCUAUCUCGGCUUGGAUCAUGACACGCAAUCCCUGGGGAGCGCUUUUCCUAGGGCUAGCAUGCAAUUGCAUAGGAGUUCCUCUGUCGCUCUUGAUUCCGGAGACCCUUGGAUACCAACAACAUAUGAAAGCUGAGCAUAAACAUAGUGACGAGGAAGAGGCACCAUCCUUGUCGAAGAAACAAGCCAUGGGCUUCCUGGACCAAUGCUACAAGCCUCUGAGCGAGUCUAUGGGAUAUUUCUCGCAAGACGGACGAGUCGUCAUCUUGAUCCUCCUUUUUGUACCAAUCAUGUUAUCAUGGAGCACCAUUCCGCUGUUGUUGCAGUACGCCAGCUCACGAUACGGCUUGAGCUUCGCUACCGUAACUAUCCUGCUGACCGUCAGAGUUGGAGUCACCAUUGCCAUGUUCCUGAGCGUUCAAUCGUUCGUCUUCCGUCUCCUCGCAAAUGCCGGUCUGAGUGGACAGAAACGGGACCUCUUCCUUGCCCGGAGCAGUGUUAGUCUGCUCAUCGUUGGCUGGAUCGCCAUUGGCUUGUCUCCCACCCCCAUUUUCUUCACUGCAUCCUUGAUGAUUGCAAGCUUAGGACAAGGUUUUCCGGUAUAUCUUCGCUCCUUUUUGACAGGUCUGGUCGAGCCCAACAAGGUUGCAGAGCUUUACACUAUCAUCGGUGUUGUUGACACAUUGGGCCUGAUGGUUGGUGGACCUCUGCUCGCUUGGCUGUUUGAGAGAGGUAUGCAGAUUGGAGGAGCCUUCGUGGGGAUGCCGUUCGUUGCAUUGGCCUUGGUCUACGCUGUUGUGGUGGCAUUCCUGCUGAGAAUUGGUUACCACCCGCGUGAGACCGUGGUCGAAGAAGGUUCCGACUGA
Molecule: messenger RNA, 1446 nt
Organism: Aureobasidium namibiae CBS 147.97
Lineage: Eukaryota; Fungi; Ascomycota; Dothideomycetes; Dothideales; Saccotheciaceae
Product: MFS general substrate transporter
Exons: 3
Coding region: 1-1446 (481 amino acids)
Biological process (GO): transmembrane transport
Cellular component (GO): membrane
Molecular function (GO): transmembrane transporter activity
Source: RefSeq, a predicted model, not a curated record